AUGCUCGAGGUUGGAGAAAUAGCUGAGAACCCCAGCCAUAUCCAAGAAGAGCCGCCGCCCUCGAGCAAUAAAUCGCGACUGUCGAAGUCAACCGCAGAACCAGAUCCGAAACCUCCCCGAGAAGCAACAUUGGCGCAAACAUACGGAGAGAUGAACUCCCUGCGGAGAUACGUGUUGGAGAUCAUCCUCAUGUGCUACAUGUUUUCAAUCAUGAUCACGAAGAUUCCGCAAACGCAAAUUUUCCUUGAAAAAGCUUGUGAGCUCAAUCUCCAUCUGAACCAGUCGGUCUGUCAUCACAUGCACGACCAGGAAGACGAGCCAUUUUAUAAAGCUGCGGCGAGAAUCACAAAAUCUAUCGGACUCGCGAAAGACAUCGCCACAACACUUCCGGGUGCGGUAGCUUCUGUCGUGGCUGGACAGUAUAUGACUCGUUACGGAGCCAAAGCUCCUCUGCUGUUGGCGCUCAUCGGGAGUGUAGCAACUUCCUCGGGUGACUUGUACACUUUCUUCAACAGGGGCAUCCCUCUCUAUGUCAAUGUUCUCACCGCGAGCCCGGAAGCUGUGACGGGUGGAAUCCUCGUAUGCCUGACGGCAAUAUUCACGAACGUCACCGAGACCUGCCCGGCGGAGAAGAGGAAAAACCGUUUUCUGAUGAUUCAAUUCUUCAUCUUCCUCCCGGUUCUCCUCGCAACAUUUCUAGGAGGACGCUUGUACCGCUCGUAUGGUGUCGAAAGUCUGGCGCUGGCGGUCUACUUAGGUUUCGGGUUGUGUCUGCUGAUUCUCUUUUUCUUCUAUGAGGACUCGCCCAUUUACGCAGAAUCGAAGAGAGACACACUGCUUCAAGCUUGGAAACAUUCGACGAGCUUGGAAACCUUCAAGCGGAGCUACUCAUAUCUGCGCAGGAAGCGACCUGGUCACGCGAGAGCUCAAAUAAUCUCGAUGUUCUGCUGUCUGAUGGUUGGGGUGGUCGCAUUCUCAGGGGCUGGAGAUCUCGACCAGCUCUAUGUGGCCCAAGCAUUCAAAUGGACGCCAGAUGUCUAUGGAUAUGUGAAGUCGGCCGUGAUGUUGAUCACCUACGUUCUGUCCGUGCCCUCGAUGUUGAUCUUAACGAAGGUCUUCAGAUUCUCCGAUCCGAUGCUGGUGGCCAUCGGGUUCGCUUCCAUUGCGCUCAAGUCUUCACUGAUGAGCGCUUUGAGCCUCGGAGUUUUCAUGUACAUAAUUCCGUCGAUUGUGGGCCUACCGUUCCUGGUGGGCAUCACGGCUAUGCGCUCGCAUCUUUCACGGCUUUUGGAACCUCAUGAAGUGGCUGUGGUCUUCGCUCUGACGACAGCUUGCGAGCGGUUGACACCCACAAUCGCUGAUGUAGGACUGACGGCGAUUUACAACGCGAGCAAUGAAUUCUUCCCGGGGCUUGCGUACCUCGUCGAAGGGAUCGUGUUCCUAAUCCCGCUGGCCGCUGCCUGUUUAUGCUACAGGUGGACGAACUCGGAGGGAUACCCACAGUACAAAGAAUUGGAGGAGACCGUCGAUUCCGAGGAACAAGCUUGAAGGCUGUGAUCGGUGUGGAUGAAAUCUUAACAUAUCUCCGGUGAGCGGAGCUUCGCAAAGUUCGUCAAUGCCGUACCUGAAGCAGGCGAGGCCCGGGGCGAAGCGGAAGAAUCAAAUUCCGACUCGAAUCGUUGCCGCGCCCCGUCGGAAGCGGCGCCCGGGGCACGUGCCUCCCCUCCCCAUAAAAUGCGCCACCGGGAUCGGUCUACAAUCGCUCAGUGCCUGAACUCCGAAUGUAGCGCCCCUUGUCUAGUCAAUGCCUAAAUAAAUUGU
This is a messenger RNA of Galendromus occidentalis (western predatory mite), 1821 nucleotides long. RefSeq lists its product as uncharacterized. Gene Ontology annotation, molecular function: transmembrane transporter activity. The record is from RefSeq and is a predicted model, not a curated record. Bases 1 to 1548 code for a protein of 515 amino acids. Lineage: Eukaryota; Metazoa; Arthropoda; Arachnida; Mesostigmata; Phytoseiidae. Gene Ontology annotation, biological process: transmembrane transport. The transcript is spliced from 8 exons. Gene Ontology annotation, cellular component: membrane.